Messenger RNA from Marasmius oreades (fairy-ring Marasmius), 327 nucleotides. RefSeq lists its product as uncharacterized. Lineage: Eukaryota; Fungi; Basidiomycota; Agaricomycetes; Agaricales; Marasmiaceae. The transcript has 2 exons. The record is from RefSeq and is a predicted model, not a curated record. Bases 1 to 327 code for a protein of 108 amino acids.
AUGUUUCCUGCACCUAUGCAACCUGCUUUGCUCUUGUUACAACACAUCGUACCCUUUGUCGGGUAUACUGGCACGCUCGUUACGUGGAGUUGUAGUGCGAUUAAGAGCUAUGAUGUUGGUUACGGUGUCAUUCUAUCCGCUACUUGGAUCCUCCCCGUCGCUCUGAUCCCAGGAACGUGGCAAGCGUAUGAUUUCCCUGGAUCCACUAAUCCGCCUGGUAACUGGCGCGACGCCAUCUCAAUCCUCGAUUCCCAAUACACCUGUCACGUAACCAUCGACUGGUACUCCUACCCAACCUCUGCUGGGACCGGUCGACCUAACCACUAA